AUGGCCAAUCUCUUCGAUCUCAACCAGCCAGUCGUGCUCGAUCUAGGCUCGGGCCUAACCAAAGGCGGCUUCGCGGGCUCACCGGAGCCGGUCGCCAUAAUCGGCACGCUAGUUGGCCGUCCCAAGCAUCCGCAAUACGCGGCCGAGCCUGCCAAGGCACGGCGCGUCGCCGUCGGCGAGGCGCUGCGCACACUGGCCGGCGUCGUGCGCAUCUCGUCGCCGCUCGAGCGCGGCGCCGUCGCGUCGUGGCCGGACGCCGAGGCCGUGUGGCGCCACAUGCUGCAAGACCUGCUCCGCCUCGGCCACGGCGAGCACCCCAUGCUCGUCACCGAGAACGCCCUCAAUCCGCGCGCCAACCGCGAGCGCAUGGCCGAGUUCUUCUUCGAGUCUGCGCACGCGCCCUCGCUAUGCCUCGCCGUGCCGCCCGUGCUUGCGCUGUACGCGUCAGGGAGGACUACGGGGCUUGUGCUGGAUGUUGGUGACACUGUCGCUACUGCGCUCCCGAUUGCUGAGGGGCACUGCGAUGCUCAUGCUAUUCGGAGGAUUGACAUGGGGGGGAGGGAUGUCACGGAUAGGCUCAUUACCCUCAUGCGGAAAAGCGGCAAUCCGCUGUUUGCGAGCUCGUCAGAGCGUCAGGCAGCGAGGAGGAUCAAGGAGAGGCACGCGUUUGUGGCGGUUAAACCGAGUGAGGAGGAGCAUCAGUUUGCGGCCGGGAGGAAGGAGAUGACCGAAUUUGACUUACCAGAUGGUAAUGUUGUGCGCAUUGGAGCGGAGCGAUUUCGCGCAGCAGAGAUAUUGUUUCAGCCCGAAAUUGUUUCGUGCGAGUUUGGAGGCGUGCAAGAUUGCUUGCAAACGGCUGUGGAGGCGGGUGAUUUGGAGAUCCGGAGGAGGUUGUAUGGAUCCAUUUUGUUAGCGGGGGGUACGACCAAGUUGCCGGGCUUUGGAUUAAGGCUGCUGGAAGAAAUGAAAGUACUGGCUCCCCGCGAUUCAAAAGUGCGCAUCCAUGCACCGCCAGACCGGCUGCAAAGCGCAUACACCGGCGGUACAAUUUUGGCGUCUUUGUCGACAACGUUUCGGUCCAUGGCUGUCACAAGGGCGGAGUAUUUCGAGCAUGGGGCCGCCAUCAUGCACCGUAAAACGCUAAAUUGGAAACAAGAAACGUGUUGCAGAGGGGGCUCACCGCAGUAA
Messenger RNA from Chondrus crispus (carragheen), 1188 nucleotides. Its product is annotated as Actin. The transcript has 4 exons. The record is from RefSeq and is a predicted model, not a curated record. Bases 1 to 1188 code for a protein of 395 amino acids. Lineage: Eukaryota; Rhodophyta; Florideophyceae; Gigartinales; Gigartinaceae.